Aureobasidium uvarum is the source of this 2019-nucleotide messenger RNA. The record is from the annotation of a GenBank genome assembly. NCBI's taxonomy places the organism in Eukaryota, Fungi, Ascomycota, Dothideomycetes, Dothideales, Saccotheciaceae.
AUGCCGAUACGCACCAUCAAUCCCUUUGUCGCGAACUCUCCCUCACCCUCGGUCGAUGUCCUGAGCGAAAAGCCCUCUCUGCAAAGCUACAAGUCGCCCUCCACCAAGCCCAACAGCCGCAUCGCCAGCUUCUUCUCGUCGCCCAAGGCCGCCUCUCUGCACCCCAACCCUCAGCACACGACCCGCCGUCCUCCCUCGCCUCAGGUCAACCGCGCCACACUGUCCCUGCCCACAAUCAACCUCACCACCGCUACUGGCGAGAAGAGCAAGAUCGAGGAGAGGCCAAUGACCCUUUUCCAGCCCCCUUCACCCGAAGAGGCGCGCCGCAUUGCAAAGGCACACGCCGCUUUUGGCCCCAUUGGCUCGCAAGAGCACCGCUACUCGAGUCGUCACGAUGGACAAGCCUUCCCCGAGCCCAUCGAGGACACUCCGCCAUACUACUUCCUCCUGACCACAUACUUCAGCUACCUCGUGCUCAUCAUCUUCGGCCAUGUGCGCGACUUUUUCGGCAAGCGCUUCAAGCAGGAGCAGUACAAGCACCUGUCGGCACGAGACGGAUAUGCACCGCUCAACAGCGAUUUCGAUAACUUCUACAUCCGCAGACUGCAGCUGCGCAUCAACGACUGCUUCAGACGCCCCAUUACUGGAGUGCCCGGUAGAUUCAUCACUCUGCUCGACCGCAAGUCUGACGACUUCAACCUGAGUUUCAAGAUGACGGGCACUACCACCGAAACCCUCAACAUGAGUUCCUACAACUACCUCGGUUUCGCCCAGUCUGAGGGCGAGUGCGCAGACGCCGUAGAGGUCGCUACCAAGAAGUACGGCGUCAGCUUUGCCAGUCCCAGAGGCGACGCCGGCACUUCUGAGCUCCACGUCGAGGUCGAGAACCUGGUCGCCAAGUUUGUUGGAAAGGAAUCAGCAAUGAUCUUCUCCAUGGGUUUCGGCACCAACGCCACCACCUUCCCUGCACUCGUCGGAAAGGGUUGUCUUAUCAUUUCUGACGAGCUCAACCACUCCUCUAUCCGCUUCGGUGCUAGACUCUCGGGUGCUGUUAUCGAGAUGUUCAAGCACAACAACAUCAACGAUUUGGAGCGUGUCCUCCGCGAGAGAAUCUCUCAAGGCCAGCCUCGCACUCACCGUCCCUGGAAGAAGAUUCUCGUUGCUGUUGAGGGUCUCUACUCCAUGGAAGGCACCAUGUGCAACCUCCCUGAAAUCGUCGCUCUCAAGAGAAAGUACAAGUUCAACCUGUUCGUCGACGAAGCUCAUUCCAUCGGUGCUCUCGGUAUGCAAGGUAGAGGUAUCUGCGAUUACUUCGGUAUUGAUCCCGCCGAAGUCGACAUCCUUAUGGGCACUUUCACAAAGUCGUUCGGUGCAAACGGUGGCUACGUUGCUGGUGACAAGGCCCUCAUUGACAAGCUUCGUGUGACCAACGCUGGAACACUCUUCGGUGAGGCGCCUUCUCCUCCAGUUCUGGUUCAAAUCUCUUCGGCUCUUCGUCUGAUCAUUGGCGAGAUCGCUCCCGGACAAGGUCAAGAGCGUCUCGAGCGAUUGGCUUUCAACUCAAGGUAUCUUCGCCUCGGACUCAAGCGUCUUGGUUUCAUCAUCUAUGGCCAUGACGAUUCGCCCAUCAUUCCUCUGCUUCUGUACAACCCCGCCAAGAUCCCUGCCUUCUCCCACGAGAUGCUCAAGCGCAAGAUCGCUGUCGUCGUCGUCGGAUACCCUGCUACACCGCUCAUCUCUUCCCGCGCCAGAUUCUGUGUCUCUGCCGCUCACACCAAGGAUGAUCUGGACCGUCUGCUCGCAGCUUGCGACCAGGCUGGCGAUAUCCUGCAACUCAAGUUCAGCAGCGGUAUUGCUGGUGGCAAAGAACCAAUUCCAGAUGGCUUGAUGAACGUUGAGGAGAUGGAGCAUCGCGACGACCUUGCAAAGGGCAAGACUCCCACCUACCAGCCACCUCGCUGGAAGCUUGAGGAUAUCAUCAAGCGUGGUGUUCAGGACGUCAAGGCACCGCUGUUCUAA